Molecule: messenger RNA, 3531 nt
Organism: Hansenula anomala
Lineage: Eukaryota; Fungi; Ascomycota; Saccharomycetes; Phaffomycetales; Wickerhamomycetaceae
Gene: BMS1
Product: GTPase BMS1
Exons: 1
Coding region: 1-3531 (1176 amino acids)
Biological process (GO): endonucleolytic cleavage of tricistronic rRNA transcript (SSU-rRNA, 5.8S rRNA, LSU-rRNA); maturation of SSU-rRNA from tricistronic rRNA transcript (SSU-rRNA, 5.8S rRNA, LSU-rRNA); ribosome biogenesis
Cellular component (GO): 90S preribosome; nucleus
Molecular function (GO): GTP binding; ATP hydrolysis activity; ATP binding
Source: RefSeq, a predicted model, not a curated record
AUGGAUGGACAACAGUCAAACAAGACCCAUAGAGGUCAGUCCACCAAAAACACUGCAAAGAAGAAGCUACACACUCAAGGUCAUAAUGCUAAAGCUUUUGCAGUUUCUGCUCCAAGAAAGCUAGAACGUAUGGCUAGAAGAUCCCAUGAUGUGAAAGAAAGAAAGUUACAUGUUCCUAUGGUUGAUAGAACCCCUGAUGAUGAUCCUCCUCCAGUCAUUGUUGCUGUUGUUGGUCCUCCAGGUACUGGUAAAACCACAUUGAUUAGAUCAUUAGUUAGAAGAUUAACAAAACAUACUUUAAGUGAUAUAAAUGGUCCUAUCACUGUUGUUUCUGGUAAACGUCGUCGUUUAACUUUCAUUGAAGUGGCUAAUGAUUUGAAUUCCAUGAUUGAUGCAGCCAAAAUUGCGGAUUUAGUUUUAUUAUUGAUUGAUGGUAAUUUUGGUUUGGAAAUGGAAACUAUGGAAUUUUUAAAUAUUGCUCAACAUCAUGGUAUGCCUAGAGUCCUUGGUGUUACUACACAUUUAGAUCUAUUCAAAUCUCAAUCAACUUUAAGAACUUCCAAGAAAAGAUUAAAACAUAGAUUCUGGACCGAAGUUUAUCAAGGUGCUAAAUUAUUUUACCUAAGUGGUGUUAUAAAUGGUAGAUACCCAGAUAGAGAAAUUUUAAACUUGUCAAGAUUCAUAUCAGUCAUGAAAUUCAGACCUUUGAAAUGGAGAAAUGAACAUCCUUAUUUAUUGGCUGAUAGAAUAACAGAUUUAACACAUCCAGCUUUAAUAGAAGCUAAUAAAAAAGUUGAUAGAAAAGUUGCCAUCUAUGGUUAUUUACAUGGUGUUCCAUUACCUUCAUCAAAUGCAAGAAUUCAUAUAGCUGGUGUUGGUGAUUAUACAGUUUCAUCCGUGGAAAAAUUACCAGAUCCUUGUCCAACUCCAUAUUUUGAACAAAAAUUGGAAGAAUUAGAAAGGGAAAGACAAAAACAAGCACUUGAAAAUGGGGAAGUUGCAGCUAAAACUACAAGAAGACGUAAGAGAUUAGAUGAUAAACAAAAAAUCAUUUACGCACCAAUGUCUGAUGUUGGUGGUGUUCUUGUUGAUAAAGAUGCUGUUUAUAUUGAUGUUGGUCAAGCUUCUUUUGUCCCAGGUGAAGAGAAAGGUUUUGGUGAAAAAAUGGUUACUGGGUUACAAGGUGUUGAAAAAACAAUUGAUGAAAGAUUUAAAGAAGGUCCAGGUUUACAACUUUUCUCUAAUAGUAAAAAAAUGAAUGGGGUUGAUGAAGAAGAAGAAGAUCAAAGUGAAGACGAGAGUGAAGAAGAGGAAGAUGAACAAGAAGGUGUCAAUACUGGUAGAGCUUCAUUGCGUAAGCCAAGAGUCUAUGGUAAACCAUUGAAUGAGGAAGAUGACGUUGAUCUAGGUUCUGAUGAAGAAUUGGAAGAUGAAGGUGAAGAAGCUAGACGUCAAUUGGUUGAAAUUGAUUUUGAUGAGAACAAAGCCACUGAAGAUUAUGACUUGGAAAGUGCAUCUGAAUUAGAUGACGAUGAUGAAGAAGGUGGUUGGAGAUCAUCCGCUUCAAGAUUACAAGGUUCUGUUCAAAGAAAAUGGGAUAUCACAAAGUUGAUCUAUUUGAAUAAUAUUGAUCCAGCUGAUGCUAUCCGUAGAUGGAAGGAUGAAGAAGUUGAUGAGAAUGAAUCAGAAGAAGAUAUUGAAGACGAUGAGGAAGAUUUUUUCACACAGGCAUCAAAUGGUGCAUCAACUUCAAAUCAUGAUUUAGAUACUUCUAUUCCACAACUUCCAACUAUUGAUGAAUUGAAAGCCAAAUGGAAUAUUGAUAAUAUCAAAAAUUUGCAAUCAAGAUUUUUCAUUUCAACUAAAAGAAUUUUAAAUAAUGAAGAUGGUGAAGGUGAAGAAGGUGAUGACGAUGAAGAAUUAUAUGGUGAUUUUGAAGAUCUUGAAGAAACUGAAGAACAAGGCGCAAAGCAACCAAGUUCUGAUAAUGAAGAUGGUGAUGAUUUCCCAGAUUUUGAUGCUGAAGAGCAAAAAGGUGAUGAUCAAAGUGAAGGUGAUGAAGAGGAAGAAGAAGAGGAGGAAGAAGAGGAAGCAUUUGAUCCAUCAUUAUCAUUAGAUGAAAGACGUGCCUUGAAUGCUAAAAAGAAGGAAAAAUUAAGAUUACAAUUUGAAGCCGAAGAAGGUGGUCAAGAAGUUGGUAUGAAUGAUUUCGAAAAUGAGGAAGAUACUUGGUAUGACUUGCAAAAAGCCAAAACAGCCAAACAGUUGGAUAUCAACAAGGCUGAAUUUGAUGCCAUGGAUCCUGCAACACGUUCAAGAAUUGAAGGUUAUAGAGCAGGUUCUUAUGUUCGUUUAGUUUUCGAAAAAGUUCCACCUGAACUUAUUGAAAAUUUUAAUCCAAAAUUCCCUCUUGUAUUGGGUGGGUUAUUAGCAAGUGAAGAAAGAUUUGGUUAUAUGAGCGCAAGAAUAAGAAGACAUAGAUGGCAUAAAAAAAUCUUGAAAUCAAAUGAUCCUUUAAUUUUAUCACUUGGUUGGAGAAGAUUCCAAACUUUACCAGUUUAUACAACAUCUGAUUCAAGAACAAGAAAUAGAAUGUUGAAGUAUACUCCAGAACAUGCACAUUGUUUCACUGCAUUUUAUGGUCCAUUAGUGGCACCGGGUACAAAUUUCUGUGGUGUUCAAGUUGUUGCUAAUAGUGAUACCACUGGUUCUUUUAGAAUCGCAGCUACUGGUACUGUGGAAGAGAUUGAUACAUCAAUUGAAAUUGUCAAGAAGUUGAAAUUAGUUGGUCAUCCUUACAAGAUUUUCAGAAAUACUGCAUUUAUAAAAGAUAUGUUUAAUUCCAAAUUAGAAGUUGCCAAGUUUGAAGGGGCUCAAAUCAAGACCGUUUCAGGUAUUAGAGGUGAAAUAAAACGUGCGUUAAAAGCACCAGAAGGUCAUUUCAGAGCUACAUUUGAAGAUAAGAUCAUUUUGAGUGAUAUUAUUAUCAUGAGAACUUGGUAUCCUGUUAAUGUUAAGAAAUUUUAUAAUCCUGUUAGUUCACAUCUAUUGAGUGAUCAUGGUGAAUGGAAAGGUAUGAGAUUAACUGGUCAAAUCAGGGCUGCUAAUAAUAUUGAGUUGAAGAAUUAUCCAAACAGUACUUAUGGUAAGAUUGAAAGAGCUGAAAGACAUUUCAAUGGAUUAAAAGUUCCUAAAUCUAUUAAAGCUGAUUUACCAUUUAAAUCACAAAUCCAUGAAAUGAAACCACAAAAGAAGAAGACUUAUAUGGCCAAGAGAGCUGUUGUUUUGAAUGGUGAAGAAAAGAAAGCUAGAGAAUUGAUGCAAAAAUUGGCUACAAUUUCAAAAGCUAAAGAUGAAAAGAGAAGAUCCACAAAAGAUGAAAAAAGAAAAGAAAGAUUGAAAAAACUUGCCAAAUUGGAAGAAACAAAGAUUGAAAAAGAUAAAGAACGUAAGAAGGAAUUUUUUGCUAAAGCUGGUAAGAAGAGAGGUUUCAAUGGUGAUGAAAGUGGUGGUAAAAAACGUCGUACUUGA